This is a messenger RNA of Camelina sativa (false flax), 797 nucleotides long. The record is from RefSeq and is a predicted model, not a curated record. Lineage: Eukaryota; Viridiplantae; Streptophyta; Magnoliopsida; Brassicales; Brassicaceae.
UUUUAAUACUACGUUCUCCAAAAGAAACCAAACAAAAAAACACCAUAUUGAUGAUCAUCAUCACCUCAAUGAUCUCAACGAUCUCUCCCGUGGACAAUAUUGAUUAAUCGGUUCUGAUUUGGAUUCCUAAAGAAGAUUAGAAAAAAAAUGGAGGGACAGAUUAGACAACUAAAAGACAUUUUCGACCGGUUCGACAUGGAUUCAGACGGAAGCUUGACAAUAUUAGAACUCGCUGCGCUUCUCCGGUCACUCGGCCUCAAACCUUCAGGCGACCAAAUCCACGUUUUGUUAGCUAGCAUGGACUCAAACGGCAACGGUUUUGUCGAAUUUGAUGAGCUUGUUGGCACGAUUCUUCCUGAUCUGAACGAAGAGAUCUUAAUCAAUUCCGAGCAAUUACUCGACAUUUUCAAAUCGUUUGAUAGAGAUGGAAAUGGAUUCAUCAGCGCGGCCGAGCUUGCAGGAGCAAUGGCCAAGAUGGGCCAACCAUUGACGUAUAAAGAACUAACGGAAAUGAUCAAAGAAGCAGAUACAAAUGGAGAUGGUGUAAUUAGUUUUGGUGAAUUUGCUUCCAUUAUGGCCAAAUCUGCUGUUGAUUACUUUGGAUUAAAAAUUAAUUCGUGAUCGUCACAAAUCCAUGUUUAUUUUUCUCGAUUCAUAACAUCAUCAAGUCUUCAAGCUAGAUUGAUUGAAAAUUUGAUAUAUGAUUCAUAGAAAAUAGUGUCUUUUAAGAUCCAAGGACGACGAUUAAAGAGGGAAAAACUCAAAAAAAACAGAUGUUGUUGAAAUUUGAGGAACAA